This is a messenger RNA of Benincasa hispida (wax gourd), 2308 nucleotides long. Its product is annotated as Leucine-rich repeat (LRR) family protein. Gene Ontology annotation, molecular function: protein binding. Lineage: Eukaryota; Viridiplantae; Streptophyta; Magnoliopsida; Cucurbitales; Cucurbitaceae. The record is from RefSeq and is a predicted model, not a curated record.
UUAGGCUUUUGAGUUUCUUAUUGUAAAAUGUAUAAUCUCUUACUAUAACACACAAGUUGGGACAUAGAAAUUAUUAUUUUCUUUCAAUGAAGUAAGCAUCAUUAGUCAACUAACUUGAUACUUAAGAAACACUAACAUUUUCCAUUCUGACAUCAAUUGUUUUUGCACUUACACAUAACAAGGACUUGUAAAUACAGAACAAUUUAAUUCCAAAGAUUCAUUUGGAUCAAACAAAGGAGAGCCUUAAACAUAGUUAUCCCUUAAGUUCCAAGAAACCUCUUUUAAAGAGUGUAAAGCUGUCUCUCUCGAAUUCCACUUCAAACAAACUGCGAAAACAACUGUGAGGAGCAAAGUCUUUAUCAUGCUCAAAUAAUCUCUUCAAUGAAAACUUCACCUCAUCAAACCCAAUCUUCUUUCUCUGCUAUCAAAUUUCAAUACAUUUAUUCAAAGAAUGUAGUUACAAGCCAAUCGUAACGGUUAACCGUCGCUAUAACAACAUAUGUCAUUGUGAAAAAAAAGAAAAAAAAAACUUUCUUCUUCCAUUAUCAUCCCAUGAAGAAAUUAAGUUUCUUAUUGGACUUAAAAAACAUGAUUAAGCAUUAGACUGAACAUUUACCUCCAUAAUGUAGCUGUUAUAUAAACCAAUAACCUAACUAAUCACUCUCAUAGACCCAAAACACAAUGGCUCCACUUUCAUUUUCAUUCUUGUUCUUAGUACUUCUUCAAAUAUCUUUUUUGUUUAAUAGUCUGAUUGCCAAACACAGCGAUGACCACCACCACCACCACGAUGUCCGGUCACCAGGUCCGAACCCGAGACUCCAUCAAGCAUUCCUUGCUCUCCAAGCAUGGAAAAAAGUCAUUUACUCAGACCCAAAAAACCACACCACCAAUUGGGUGGGGCCAUCAGUUUGCAACUACUUUGGAGUGUACUGUGCUCCAUCUCUUGAUGAUCCCAAAAUCCAAGUGGUCGCCGGAAUUGACUUAAACCACGGCGACAUCGCCGGAUUCCUCCCUAACGAAUUGGGCCUUUUAACAGACCUUGCUCUGCUGCAUCUCAACAGCAACCGAUUCUGUGGCAUUUUGCCACAAUCUUUAGCCAAUUUAUCUCUUCUCUUUGAAUUGGAUUUAAGCAACAACAGAUUCGUUGGCCCUUUUCCUUCUGUUGUUCUUCUCCUUCCAAAAUUAACAUAUCUUGAUCUUCGAUUCAACGAAUUUGAAGGCUCAAUUCCCUCUGAACUCUUCAACAAAACCCUCGACGCCAUUUUUAUCAACAGCAAUCGUUUCACUAACAUUAUCCCACGAAACAUCGGUGGAAAAUCAGCCUCUGUGAUUGUCUUUGCUAAUAACAAUUUAAAGGGUUGUCUUCCACCCACAAUUGCUAGUUUUGCAAAUAGUUUAGAAGAGCUUUUGUUGAUCAACACUAGUUUAUCAGGCUGUUUGCCACAAGAAAUUGGGUUUUUGUAUAAAUUGAAGGUUUUGGAUGUGAGUUUUAACAAACUAAUUGGUCCUUUGCCUUAUAGUUUAGCAGGGCUAGCUCAAUUAGAGCAAUUGAAUUUAGCCCACAACUUGUUUAGUGGGAAUUUGUUUGAAGGUCUCUGUAGCCUUCCGAAUUUGGAGAAUGUGACAGUUUCUUACAAUUACUUUUGUGAAGAAGAAGGGAUUUGCCGGAAUUUGACGACGGAAGGUAUUGCUUUUGAUGAUCGACGGAAUUGUUUGCCGGAGAAGCCAUUGCAGAGGAGUAAAAAGGAGUGUAGUGCGGUGGUUGAACGUCCUGUUGACUGUUUUGAGCAUCCGUGCGGCGGCGGUGGCGGCGAAGGUUAUGGUUCUAGUAUUGCGGCGGUUCCGGCAUCGACGCCUAUUUCUUCACCUUCUUCCGUUGUUGCCCCUUCCCACUUGUGAUUUGGUGCUAUUAUAGAUAGGAUUGAGAAGUUGCUUUUGAGGGGUAAUAAGGUCCAUUUGAUUGGGUUAGAAAAAUGUGUGAGUUUGUGAAUAUGCUUUGGUGUGAGAAUUUCUUGUAUUAGUUGUGAAAGUUUUAUUUGUUUUCUUUGUUCCAAUAUAUCCACAUGGGCCAUAUAUGAAACUAUUAGCUUGAUUCAAAAGUGGGACAUAGUCUUUUAGGUAGAAAAAGAUCUUAAGUCAUAUAUAGGGGGUAAGGAUUUGAAAUCUUUUGGAUAGAUUUUGAAUUCAUAUCUUAGCAAUAUUUUAAGAGUAAUGGUAAGCAAUAACAUCAAGUUUUUCAUCUUUCACAAAUAACACUAUUUUUGGAUGAUUGUUUUAAUGACUCAUCUCAGAGUUAUGUCAAUCGAGA